GGAAACUUUCUGUCCUGUCAGAGUGAGGCCAAGUUCAAAUUGGAAGAACAGCACCUCAAAUUUUGUUUGGGCAGAGUUGAUAACUGGAGCACUAGAAUGGAGACAGCAACUGGAACUGUUUGUUUUCACCCAAUUCUGGACACAUAUCAGUCCAGGGCAGCGGCUGGCAGUGACAGCUCCACCCUAGCGAAUCCACCAGGCACAGAAGUAGCUGUUGGCCGCGAUUGAAAGUGGCCGCUUGUGGCGAGGAAGCCAAUGCGGUGAAGGGAACGGUAACAGUCAGCGCUUGAGUUGCCUCCUCCUCCUCCCACUUUCUGUAUCAAUCGCUUCUGCGCCGAGGACAUCGCGAGGAAGAGCGGCGAGGUGCUCAUUUUACAGUAUACUCACAAUGGGCAAUGCAGAAUCACAAGAACCUUUGAAUGACUCGGAGACUGAACCGGCAACACUGAAACAAGACAAGACUGGAUCUAGUCAUGAGAUUAUUCAGAAUGGACCGACUCAGCAAAAUACCUUGCAAAGUUCAGUUCAGGAUAUCUGGAGAUUUGAUUACCUGAUGAGGAAAUUGCAUUUAAAAUCCAGAAAUGGCAAAGAUAGAGGAGCAGAAGGUGAACAGGAUUCAGAGGCGUCCACUACACGCAAGACGAUGGUGAGAAGUGCCUCCACGAAUGCAGAGGAAAUAGAACUGGAUAAACCUACCAAGCCCAUUUCGAAAUCUAUAUUUUCCUUCUCGUUUGCUCGCUCUGUACCAGGGCGUACUGAUGACUCUUCCACGGAGCCAAAAUCAGAAACAGCUCAGCUCCAGGCCAAUCAAAAGACCUCUGGGAACACAGCGCCCAUUGAUAAAAUGAAUCUUCGACAAUCCUCCCCACAAAAGGGAGAUUCCGCUCAAAAGCAACGGCUACCCUCCACCGAGUCAUUCAAUGCUGCUGAGUCCACGGAGAAAGAAACAGGGCAACCAAAGCAAAAAGAAGUAAGCUUUUUUGACAAACUUUUCAAACAGGGUGAUAAAAGCAAACAACAGAAUGGGCACCGGGGAGAUCUGAAGACUGCUGGAAGUCAGGACCUAACUGCAGCUGACAGGGAAGCUGGUGAACUCAUACACAGGCUGGAUAACGUGCAUCAGUACUUGGAAACUGGUAAUGGUAACAAGGAUCAUAAGGCAUCACCCAAUGCUGACAACUUAUCUCAAAAUCCAGCAUCUGCCAGAUCAUCGGAGAAGGAUUCUGAGAAGGAAAAUAAAGCAGAGACCCCUGCAGACGAUAAUUCUGUCAUGAAUUUCUUCAAAACACUUGUCACCCCAACAAAGUCCUCUUCCAAGACAGAACUUGAUUCGCAUCAAGCUCCAGAUGACAAGAAGAAGGUAAACGGUGAACACAAAGAACCAACAGGCAAGGCCCACAAAUCAGAACAAGAGGCACUGAAGGCAAAAGAUACAGAUUUGUCUGAAAGACAAAAAUCAGAAAAGACACCAACACAAAGUCCAUUCGGAAAACUGUUUAAACAAAAGGCUGUCAAGGAACCACAGUUUGAACAAGAAAACGUGGCUUGUUCCCCUGAAGUGAAAACAGAAAAAGGCAUGUCCCAGCCACAAAAACAGAUUUCAAAACAGGGAAGUAAAGAUUCUGAAGCAGUGCAGGAAGUAAGGUCUGAAGAAGAAGCUAAACCAGCCAAGAAGGGUUUUCUCAACUUCUUCAAACAGACGGAAUCAGGCUCGACAGAUGACUCCGUAAAGAAGGGACCUGAAACAGAAGAAAAUUCAGUGCAGCAACCGGAAAAGGUCAAUGGCAAUUCAAAGCAGAAAAAGUCCGUUCCAGAAGGGGAAAAUCGGAGAACAAAAUCUUUGGAAGCUCUUCCUCCCACACAGCAGCCAAACACCACUUCAGAACCGAUACCAAAUGGCAGCAAUAACCAAACCAAAGAAACUCCUGAGAAGAGACUGGAAAAGAGACAGUCAUUUGGGAUGUUCCUAAAGCAGUUGGGAGGGAGAAAGACAGCAGAUGCCGCUGUUCAGACAGAUCCUGUUGUUAUCCAUCCUGCAGGGAAGACAAAGUGAUACCAGUCUGCACCACCAGCACCCCAGCCCCAGAAAGCUGGGCAACAGGCUUUAAUACUCGGUGAAAACACAUACCAUUCACUGAAGAUGGACACAAAAUGCUGGAGUAAUUCAGUGGGGCUAGCAGCAUCUCUGGAGAGAAGGGAUGGGUGACGUUUCGAGACGAGACCUUUCCUCAGC
This is a messenger RNA of Amblyraja radiata (thorny skate), 2233 nucleotides long. RefSeq names its product brain enriched myelin associated protein 1 (gene bcas1). The transcript has 13 exons. Gene Ontology annotation, biological process: myelination. Bases 389 to 2053 code for a protein of 554 amino acids. The record is from RefSeq and is a predicted model, not a curated record. Lineage: Eukaryota; Metazoa; Chordata; Chondrichthyes; Rajiformes; Rajidae.